Penicillium pulvis is the source of this 828-nucleotide messenger RNA. RefSeq names its product RibD family protein. The record is from RefSeq and is a predicted model, not a curated record. Gene Ontology annotation, molecular function: 5-amino-6-(5-phosphoribosylamino)uracil reductase activity. The transcript has a single exon. Gene Ontology annotation, biological process: riboflavin biosynthetic process. Bases 1 to 828 code for a protein of 275 amino acids. NCBI's taxonomy places the organism in Eukaryota, Fungi, Ascomycota, Eurotiomycetes, Eurotiales, Aspergillaceae.
AUGUCUUUGGCGACUCGUGAUGCGCUGGAGUUCCCUGACUCCGACAGAGUCUUUCUGGAGCCUCACUUGCCUACACAAGAUACCCCGCAGUCUGAUAUGCCCUUCACAACGUUGACUUUCGCGACAUCACUGGACUCAUCUCUCGCCUUAUCACCUGGUGCACGAACAGUGCUCUCUGGCCCCCAGUCGAAAGCCAUGACUCACUACCUUCGCUCUCGCCACGAUGGUAUACUCAUCGGCGUCGGAACAGCACUGGCAGACGACCCUGGCCUCAAUUGCCGCAUUUCUGGCGUUGGAGGCUAUGGCAAAGAUGGCCUGGUCGGUCAACCACGCCCUGUGGUAAUCGAUUCCACUGCUAGAUGGGAUUUCUCCGAGGAUAGCAAACUAUUCCAACUUUGCAGACAGGGACGUGGCCGAGCACCAUGGAUUAUAACCGCACUUGCGGAACCUCCAGCGGAGAAGAAAGCGCUGCUGGAGAGAUACGGUGGAAAAUUCAUCUCAUUGCAGAUGAACAUUGCCGAAAAUGGGAAAUAUGUUAUCGAUUGGAAGGCCUUGCUCGUUGCACUCCGAGCUAAUGGUCUUCAAAGUGUUAUGAUCGAGGGAGGUGGUCAGGUUAUUAACUCCCUACUCGCACCAGCGUUCAUGUCUUUGAUUGAUAGUGUUAUUGUUACCAUUGCACCUACAUGGCUGGGCCGGGGUGGUGUGGUGGUAUCUCCCGACAGACGCUUUGAUGAAGGAGGGAAUCCAAUGUCUGCGGCUAGGCUGAAGAAAGUCAAGUGGUACCCAUUUGGAGAAGACGUCGUUCUAUGUGGUCAAAUAAAAAACUGA